Messenger RNA from Lemur catta (Ring-tailed lemur), 959 nucleotides. It is a transcript of the gene TNFSF9, whose product is annotated as TNF superfamily member 9. NCBI's taxonomy places the organism in Eukaryota, Metazoa, Chordata, Mammalia, Primates, Lemuridae. Bases 1 to 795 code for a protein of 264 amino acids. The record is from RefSeq and is a predicted model, not a curated record. The transcript has 3 exons. Gene Ontology annotation, biological process: positive regulation of activated T cell proliferation; positive regulation of cytotoxic T cell differentiation; immune response. Gene Ontology annotation, molecular function: tumor necrosis factor receptor binding. Gene Ontology annotation, cellular component: plasma membrane.
AUGCACUCCAGCCCCGACGCCGUCCCUGACCCAGAGACCCCCUGGCAGCCCGCGCCCUGCGCCCGACGAGGCGUCGUGGUGGGGCUCUUGGUCACUGGCGCCGUCGUCGUGGUCGUCGCUGCCGCCGCCGCCGCCGCCGCCGCCUUCGUCGUGGUCCGUUACUGGGCAGUGCAGGGGAUCCCCGCCUCGGCCGGCCCGGCGCCCACCCCGAUACAACGCGGGGGCCCCGAGUUGCCGCCCGACGACCCGCAGCAGCAGGGCUUUCCUCUUUUCGGACAGCUGGUGGCCGAAGACGUUCUGCUGACCGACGGGCCACUGGGCUGGUACAGCGACCCGGGCCUGGACGGCGUGUCCCUGUCGCCCGGCGUGAGCUACGAUAAGAACGCGCGGCAGCUUGAGGUGACCGAGGCCGGCGUCUACUACGUCUUCUUGCAAGCCGAGCUGCGACGCGUGGCCGUCCUCCCGCGUCCCGGCUCGGACUCGGGCUCGGUCUCGUUGGCACUGCACCUGCAGCCGCUGCGCACCGUCGCCGCCGCCCCCAACGCCCCCGCGGGGCCCGCCGCUCUGACUUUGACCGUGCACCUGCCGCCCGCGUCCUCCGAGGCCCCGCACUCGGUUUCUGGUUUCCGAAGCCGCCUGCUGCAUCUGGGCCCCGGCCAGCGCCUGGGCGUCCACCUGAGCGCCGGGCCCGAGGCGCACCAGUACUGGCAGCUGGACCAGCGCGCCACGGUCUUGGGCCUUUUCCAGGUGGCCACCGAAGUCCCAGCCGCACUCCCCUCGCCGAGGCCCACGUGACCCCCAGCCUGGGUGCUGCCCCCCUGGACAGAAUCCCCUUCCGGUCAUAGCUCAUAGUUGUGGCCCCUGGUGCUGGCAGGGCCCCUCUACCUCAAGGGGCUGGGCAGGGGUCCCCGCUGCUAACACCUCCUCGAGGGCUCUCCCCUACCCACCCCUGCCCCAAG